Messenger RNA from Phodopus roborovskii (desert hamster), 3206 nucleotides. It is a transcript of the gene Nudt5, whose product is annotated as nudix hydrolase 5. The record is from RefSeq and is a predicted model, not a curated record. The coding region runs from base 154 to 813 and encodes 219 amino acids. Gene Ontology annotation, cellular component: nucleus. Gene Ontology annotation, biological process: nucleoside phosphate metabolic process; ribose phosphate metabolic process. NCBI's taxonomy places the organism in Eukaryota, Metazoa, Chordata, Mammalia, Rodentia, Cricetidae. The transcript has 10 exons. Gene Ontology annotation, molecular function: ADP-ribose diphosphatase activity.
CGCCUGUGUCUCUAGUGGUGGCGCCUGCUUCUGCGGAGACUGCGGCUUCUGUUUGAUUGUUUUUCCUCUCCUCCUCCAUCCCUUCCUUCCACAUCCCACAGCUUAGUGUAGCAAACUUUCCAUUGGAGGAUUGUGGAGACCAACUAGGUUGACAUGGAAAACCGAGAAUCAACAGAUUCUUCUCAGAACGGCAAACAGCACAUCAUUUCAGAGGAGUUGAUUUCAGAAGGCAAAUGGGUCAAAUUUGAAAAAACAACUUACAUGGAUCCUACUGGUAAAACUAGAACUUGGGAAACAGUGAAACUUACAACCAGGAAAGGACAAUCUGCUGAUGUCGUGUCAAUCAUCCCAGUGCUGCAGAGAACUCUUCAUUAUGAGUGUAUUGUUCUGGUGAAGCAGUUCCGACCCCCAAUGGGUGGCUAUUGCCUGGAGUUUCCAGCAGGGCUCAUUGACGAUGGGGAAAGCCCAGAAGCAGCCGCUCUUCGGGAGCUGGAGGAAGAAACUGGCUACAAAGGUGAUGUUGCUGAAUGUUCUCCAGCUGUGUGUAUGGAUCCCGGCUUAUCAAACUGUACCACACAUGUUGUGACAGUAACCAUCAAUGGAGAUGAUGCAGAAAAUGUAAGGCCGAAACCCAAACCAGGGGAUGGAGAAUUUGUGGAAGUGAUUUGUUUACCAAAGAAUGACCUACUGACUAGACUUGACGCUUUGGUAGCAGAAGAACAUCUUACAGUGGACGCCAGGGUCUACGCCUAUGCUCUGGCACUGAAACAUGCGAACUGGAAGCCAUUCGAAGUGCCCUUCCUCAAAUUUUAACGCCAAGGAGGACACUGGCCAUGUUUUAUAAAUGAGACCAUAAGGCCUUCACUAUUCAAUGUAUUCAAUUAAGUUUAAUGUAGAUUGGAAAUCAGUUUUUUUCAUAAAAUAAAAUCAGCAGAUUGACUUCGGUAUGGAAUUAUAAUUACAGAGAGGAUGUAACCUUCAUUUAAACGUGCUAAAUGCUCAUGAAAAAUAACAUACAUGUAGGUAGGUAACAUUUUUUUAAACCUUACAUAGUCUAGAAGGUGACAGACUAUGUAAGUCUGUCAGGAACAGACUUAAGCUCCAAAUUAGAUCAGCUAUUUCCACCCUCAACUCCUAAAAUAAAAAUUAUGUACUUAGGUCUGCAAAUAGCUAUUUAUUAGGUUCAUGUUUCAAAAUAAGAGGGUUAGGAUUUUGUUUUGUUGUGGCAAGAUCUCACUGUGUAGUCCUGGUACUUGGCUUUUGUGAACAGUCUGCCUUUGAGCUCCCAGUCGCCUGCCUCUGCCUCUCCAAGUACUGGGAUUAAAGGUGUACACUACUACACAUGGCCAAAAAAAAAGUUUUAAAACAUAGACUCUGAUAGGGACUUAAUUGGCUUCUCUUAACUCUAAUUGAUUUGCUAUGUGGAAUUUAUUUGUAUAGUAGAUGUAAAAUCAACAGAGAGUAACAUUUGUAGUAAAUAUUUAGCUACUUGUGGUACAUGCUUGUAUAAUCCACAUUCUUAGGCUGAGGCAGGGAGAUCAUAAAUGUGCCCACCCUGGGCUGCAUAAUGAAACAUCAUCUCAAAAAUAAUUUUUAAAAUGUUUUUAAUAUCCUUAUAAGGCCAUUUAAUUCCUAAAAGCAUACCAAGACUAAUGCUUCAGUAGUGAACAUAGUUGUUAAUAUAUUAAAGCUAAGCAAAGACACUGAAAACUCAGGGCCCUUCCAUCAAAUGUGCACAUACUUAAUUCCCUAUCUUUAUCUCAGAAAAUUAUUUUGUUUUCUAAGGCUAAGUCCAUAGUAAAAAGAUUGGCAUGGAUUCUGUGUGUAUGGAUGUCAAGUCAUGGGUAUAGGUGGAUAUAUUAGCCAACUAUCUGAAACCUAAAACUGUACUGGAAAUGCAACAGUGGUUGAGUGCAUGCCAUACUUAAGUUCAUCACCCAGGACUUCUGCCAGUGUUCUGAUCACUGCCUUGUUCUGAUGAGCUCAGCUAUUGUGUUGAUUACUAUAGCUUUCUACAGUUCCAGGGUUGUCGUCUUGCAGUUCAUCCACUUGAAACACUCAGCAUGAUGCUUGCUGGCCAGCUCAGUAUGUUUGCAGCUGGAUCCAGGUUCAAGGCAGAUUCCUCGGAACCUUAUAAAAGCAGUUUUCCCAUGUACAGUCAGGAUCAAUGCUAAGUGUUAUCACCAAUGGGUAUUUUUAAUCAACAAAAAUGUAAGCUCUUUAUACAAAAAUGUUUAUAUUGUUCUUAAAGAUGGAAAUAAUUCUGGAACUUUAUAGACCAAAUCUGCUUUCCUAAUGAAUGUGAAAAUUAAGAUCCAUUUUUUUUUAUGCUACAGUAGCCUUUCCUGUGAUUCUAACCACUACCACCACCCCCCCCAAAAAAAAAAAAACUUUUGUAAUCAUGGGCAUAUUUCUCCAAAGAUACUAUUUUUUCUCAUGAGUCCCCAGGAUCUCUAUUUCCCCAUCCUUUGAAAUGAAGACAGAGGCUCCCUAUAUUCAUCUUCUCCACAGAGCAACUCUAGAGCCAAGUGCCAUUGGAAUGGCCUUUGGUACUGGCCAGGCCACAAGAUUUGUCCCAUUCUCCCUGGCCUGUGUCACUGAGCAGUGACAACUGUCUCCUAGACUUGUCCUUAGUGUCAUCUGUAUUACCUAUGCACCUCAGAGGGCCUGUUUCGGAGGCGAGCUCAGACUCAAAGAGCUAGCCAUUUGGGGGUAUCUCCACUCCCCACAAACUGUUUGCCUACACUUUUUAAGAAGCUGCCUUUUUUGCAUUCAUUUGUAAAACACAACCCCAGAGGUGUUUCCAGUGCCUGACCUUCACUCAUGUCUUGCCUCUGUAAAUUGUCUGAUUUCCUGAUCCAAGCUUAGUCCUACCUCCCAUUCCUACUACGGAAUCUCAUGACUGAAAACUGUAAUUGGACCAAAAACUAAAUUUGUUAAUUUUUUUUUUAAAUAAAUUUUGUACUCUAAAAAUACUAGAAUAUGCUUUGAGACACUUUGCCUGUCCCUUUCCAGUGUUACGGCACUUUAGGAACUUAGAAUUGAAGUAUGAUUGUAUUUAACUACUUUAAGCAUAUCUGGAUGGAUUCCAUACAAAUACACUGAACCUACAGAAAUAAUCUUAGAGAACACUUAAUACCACAUCUCUUUAUUUUUCCAACACAACAGCAACAGUUUUAUUAAAUAAAAGUUUAUUGUCUACUGUU